AUGACACAGACAUCAACAACAACUUCUUUAGAAACAGCCACAACCUCAAACUCUUCCACCUCUUCUUCUUCAUCACCCUCACCACAUUCAACUUACCAUGGAGUAAGAAAACGCAGCUGGGGAAAAUGGGUGUCAGAAAUUCGAGAGCCUCGCAAAAAAUCAAGAAUCUGGCUCGGAACAUUCUCAACGCCAGAAGCUGCAGCUAGGGCACACGACGUAGCAGCUUUAACAAUCAAAGGCAAAACCGCUAUUCUCAAUUUCCCUCAUUUUUCCAACAUGCUUCCUAUACCUGCCACGUCAGCACCACGUGAUAUUCAAGCUGCGGCAACAGCAGCGGCUGCUAUGGUUGACUUUGAUAAGCCUGUCGUGCAUGUUACUGGCCAAUGUUGUUCUGAUGAAUCUCAAGAAGAUGAACUUAGUCAGAUUGUUGAACUUCCAAAAAUUAAUGAAGAAUGUGAAGAUGAUAGCUCUGCUUCUAAGUUUGUAUUGUAUGACUCGGUUGAUAGUGAUUGCUUUUAUCAUCAAACUCCGACCAAUGGCUCUGAAGGAAUCGAAUUCUAUGCGACAUUUUCUGAUGAUUUUUUCAUCCCCAUUUGGGAUUGA
Vicia faba (fava bean) is the source of this 603-nucleotide messenger RNA. Lineage: Eukaryota; Viridiplantae; Streptophyta; Magnoliopsida; Fabales; Fabaceae. The record is from the annotation of a GenBank genome assembly.